GAGGAUUAUCUCGAGAAAUUAUUCGAUUUUUGAGUGAAAUUUUAAUGAAAAUUAACAAAAAUUAGUGAGAAAAGGGACAAAAAGGAAGAAAUUUUAGAAAAUGCCGACGAUAAUAGCAUUAGAUGUGUCACUUUCGAUGACAAGAACAGUUCCGGGCAACAAUUCGCAGACUUUUCAUUCACUGGCGGUUCAUGGGAUCAACACUUUUUUGGAUUAUUUGCAAGAGAACUCACGUUUGGAGCAAGUUUCAUUGAUUGUCUACUCAAGUUCCUAUGAAACUGUCGUGGAUUUCACUCGGGACUACGAUUUGAUACGUCAAGCCUUGGGAAAAGUCGAGCAUUAUGACAAAACGUGCUUGGAAACGGUCUUGCAUGCCAUCAAUAAUCGCUUCCAAACCACAUGGGGCGUCCAAAAUUACUGCCAGUUGAUCGUGGUCUCGGAUUGCGGCAUCGGGAUCGGCCAAAACUCCGUUCGAGCGAUGAUAAUGGCGAGAAAACAUGCGACAAUCACUCCCGUUGAUCCGCUGCCUUUCCAAUAUCCGAGCAACAUCUGUUUCAUCUGCGUCGGGGACAUGAACGACUCCGUUUUCAAGCAAGGAACGCAACUUUAUCAACAAUUGCUGGAUGUUUCGAAGCAAAAAGGGCAACUUUUCACGCCAGCACCCGAAAAAUCCGAAUCUGAAGCUGCUUUGACGAAAAAUUCGGUUGAAGCGAUGUUUCAGGCGAUGUCCGUGAAGAAUUAUCAACCUUUUCAAGCGGUCCUCAAAUGCGGGGCUUAUUCGAAACUUCAUUCCAACAUCAUUAUAUGGCCUUCUCCCUUACCGCAUGUCGCUAAAGACAUUUUUGGCGUCGAAACAACACGUUUUAUCUCGCGCCAAAUUGAGAUUUGCGGAUAUUUGAGCUUGUCUGACAUUGGUUCGCCCACUUACAUCAGUCGACAUCUCAUUCUGCCCAAAGCUGGAGGUGAAAAUGACAAAGUUCGCAAUGAAUUUGAAAAAUUAGAGUCUGAAAUUCGUAAUUUCUAUUCGAAAAUCGACGGAGGACCUUUGGAAGAUGAAGCUUCGGGCGGUAGCAGCAUGUCCUCAUCCCAAAUCCCGAACGAUUCGAACAAAGAAUCCGUUUGUGUGUUACUUCAUGGCGCUCUAAAGAUCGAAAAUGUCGCUGCCUUGACCCUUUUAGCCGAAAACUGGUUCGGAUUUAUCUACUCGUAUGCCGACAGCAAGAAAAAAUCGAAUCUCAUGUUGACGGUUUUGCCGCCGGGAGCUGAUGUUGUACCCUGGUUGGGGGAUUUGCGGUAUUUGGGCACGAUGGAAGACGCUUUGCCGGGCGAAAAUUUGAGUUUUCCGGUGAAACCGACGGAAAAACGAAGUUAUUCGGCGAAUAUUGUGGGCGGAUGUUGGAUUAGACAGGCAGGAUUGCAAAGUGACAUUCAAAAAGUGCUGAGACACGCGAAAAAAUUACCCGAAAAGACGCAACAUUUCUACAAGGAGCUAAAUAGGAUCAAGAGAGCAGCAUUAUCGCUUGGAUUUGUGGAGUUACUCGAAGGAUUGGCGAUAAUUUUGGAACGAGAGAUACCUCUGUUGCCUCCGAAUGCAAGUCCUGACUGCUCAAUUCAACUGAAACAUUCCGCAAAUGAACUACGGAAAAUGAUUAAACAAGAUUUCAAGGCAUUAAUUGUGGCUUUGCCGACCAAAUACAAUCAGAUUCAAUAAAAAAUUGUAA
Molecule: messenger RNA, 1721 nt
Organism: Culicoides brevitarsis
Lineage: Eukaryota; Metazoa; Arthropoda; Insecta; Diptera; Ceratopogonidae
Gene: IntS14
Product: integrator complex subunit 14
Exons: 3
Coding region: 101-1711 (536 amino acids)
Biological process (GO): snRNA 3'-end processing
Cellular component (GO): integrator complex
Source: RefSeq, a predicted model, not a curated record